This is a messenger RNA of Salvia hispanica, 595 nucleotides long. RefSeq names its product KNOX meinox protein (gene KNATM). Lineage: Eukaryota; Viridiplantae; Streptophyta; Magnoliopsida; Lamiales; Lamiaceae. Gene Ontology annotation, molecular function: DNA binding. The record is from RefSeq and is a predicted model, not a curated record. Gene Ontology annotation, cellular component: nucleus.
AUGGAAAGAAAACAAGGUGGUGAAGAAAGGGUGCAGAACUCAAAGAUUACUAUAAAUGGAGAUGAUGAGAAUCUGUCUUUGCUAAAGAGAGAAAUUGCAUGCCACUCUUUGUUUAGCCUCAUGGUUGAAUCCCACCUCAACUGCUUGAAGCUAUGUUUAGGUAAAAUGGAGAAUAAUGCAAUAAAUAAUCCUAGUGAUGCACUUCCAAACCAGCAUGCCAACUUAUUCACAGCUGAUCGAUCAGAGUUGGACAAGUUUAUGGAAGCAUAUUGUGUGACUCUAAAGAAGCUAAAAGAAGAAAUGGAGGAACCUCAGCAAGAAUCUAUGGAAUUCAUUAAUAUAAUGUAUUCUCAACUUGAUGACCUUCUACUUGACACUCCUUCCUCCAUGCGCAGCGAAAUUCUAAGGUCGGACGAAGAGUAGAAUAAUAGUAGUAGUAUUUUAAAAGGUUUGCAAUCAAAUUCAGACAAAAAACAAAAAUAGAUUAUGUUUCGGAUCCAGAGUUGAAGUUUUAUGUCUUGGUGGAUUGAUUGACUUGUGGAACCGAAACAUGUCCUGUAACUAUAACUAUUUUAGUUUAGUUUAUUGUAUUGUA